Cygnus atratus (black swan) is the source of this 448-nucleotide messenger RNA. RefSeq names its product Fc epsilon receptor Ig (gene FCER1G). The transcript is spliced from 6 exons. Gene Ontology annotation, molecular function: IgE receptor activity. The record is from RefSeq and is a predicted model, not a curated record. NCBI's taxonomy places the organism in Eukaryota, Metazoa, Chordata, Aves, Anseriformes, Anatidae. Gene Ontology annotation, biological process: cell surface receptor signaling pathway. Gene Ontology annotation, cellular component: membrane; Fc-epsilon receptor I complex. Bases 1 to 330 code for a protein of 109 amino acids.
AUGUCAGGGCGGUGCGAGCUGCUGGGGAGGAAAGCGCUCGCCCUGCGGUCGCUGACUCCAGCGCAACACCCAGCCCUGCCGACCCCGCCGGCCGCGGCCCUGCGCCUCCGGGUGCUGGCAGCGGAGGCGCCGAUGGAGCCGGAGCUGUGCUACGUGCUGGACGCCGUCCUCUUCCUCUACGGCAUCGUCCUCACCGUCCUGUACUGCCGCCUCAAGUUCCUGGCUCGCAGAGCAUCGCAGAGCGCCUCCAAACAGAAAGAAGAAGCCAUCUACACCGGGCUCAGCACCGAGAACCAGGACACGUACGAGAUGCUCGAGCCCAAAUCCUGACCUCGUCCUCGCACCGCCGCCGUCCCUUGCCCCCAUCCCAAGGGCCCCUCCUUGCCCGCCCCCCCCAGCCACCGCUCGAUGCAGAAUUGGAGGUUUUUCUGCGCAGGAAAUGGCCGUU